This is a messenger RNA of Thermothelomyces thermophilus ATCC 42464, 1705 nucleotides long. Its product is annotated as histidine acid phosphatase. The record is from RefSeq and is a predicted model, not a curated record. Bases 1 to 1488 code for a protein of 495 amino acids. The transcript has 4 exons. Lineage: Eukaryota; Fungi; Ascomycota; Sordariomycetes; Sordariales; Chaetomiaceae. Gene Ontology annotation, molecular function: acid phosphatase activity. Gene Ontology annotation, cellular component: fungal-type cell wall.
AUGACGCCUACCGCGACGAUCAGCGCCGUGCUGACAUGCGCCGGGAUGGCCUAUGCCCGAGCGGGUGCCGGCACGCCGCUGGACCCCGUGCAGCCCGUUGUGCUUCCCAAUGGAGCCAUGGCCAAGAAUCCGUUGGCGCACCUUGGGGGUAACGGGCCCUGGACUACCGCUCCCAACGUCAACGGAAUUCCCCCUGACGUGCCCAAGAACUGCUAUGUUGACCAAGCGGCCUACGUCCUCCGUCACGGAUCCCGCUACCCAGACCCAGGCGCUCACAGCGGCUGGCUGGACAUGGCUCGCCGUUUCAGGGAGGGCGACUACUCCGCAUCUGGGCCGUUGUCCUUUGUCCACCGUUGGGACACGCCCCUAGCGCACCCCGAAAUUCAGCUUUCCCAACUCAGCCAGACCGGUUACAAGGAGCUGUCUGAUCUGGGCUACACGCUAAGAACUCGCUACCCAAACCUUUACCAAGAGGGCGAAGACUUUUACGUCUGGGCCAAUAAUUAUACUAGGGUGAUUCAAACAGCCCAGCUGUUUGUCCGCGGCUACCUGGGGCCAAAUUCGACGCUGCUUGGCAAGGUCGUUUCUGUCACCGGCAAAGGCUUCCCCGACCAGCUUGCCAACACCCUGGCACCUUCCGACAUGUGUCCCGCAUUCAAGGACGACAGCGAGGUGCAACAGUCGGCCUGGCGCUCCCGUUGGCUGCCUUCUUUCAUCGAACGCCUCUCGAAGUACAUCAGGGGGAACUUGACGCUCCAGGACUCGCAGUGGAACGACUUCCCUUAUAUAUGCGGGUUUGAGUCCCAGAUAACAGGCCGCCUCUCGCCGUUUUGCGACACUUUCACACAGGAGGAGCUGGAGCAGUACGAGUACCAGCAGGACCUACGGUACUAUUACGGCCUGGGUCCCGGGGCGAGCGUGUCGUCCAAGAUGAUGGCGCCCUUUCUGAACGCACUGAUGCAGCGCUUCGUCGAUGGGCCCGAUGCUCAGGGAAUCGCCAAGGGCGGCGCCCUCUUCAAAGUGCCAAGACUGCUGAUGAACUUUGUCAACGACGGGCAGCUCAUCCAGCUCGCUGCCGCGACAGGUGUGUUUGACAAACAAAAACCUCUCCCGGUCAACUACAUCCCCAGAGACCGCCUCUGGCGCAGCUCGCGUAUCUCGCCGAUGCGCGGCACCAUUGCCUUUGAGCGUCUGAACUGCAGAGUCAGAAAUAGUCACGGCGGUUGGGGGUUGGCGCGCGAAAAGAACGAGACCUUCGUCAGGAUCCGCAUCAACGAGGCUGUCUACCCCGUCCCGGGAUGCCAGGGCGGGCCGGGCCAGUCGUGCCGUUUGACUGACUAUGCCGCAUACAUCGCGCGCAAGGUCAAGGCCAUCGGCAGCUUCGCGGCGCUCUGCAACGCCACCGACCCCGCUACGCCGCGGACUGUUCUGGGCGCGAGUUUUUUGACCGACUUGGACCAGCCGCACCUGCAGAUUGUGACGCCUUGAAUCGUAUUCUCACGCGAUUUCAUGAUUGAGUGGGUCGAGGGCUGAAGCUCUGUUGCAAAACAGAAAGGGUGGUUUUUUUUUGUUUCUUUUUUUUUUUUUUGGGGGGGGGGAGGGGAGGGGAUGGAAUGUUGCUACUUUUGAGGAGGGUUUCUUCAAACAAUGGCCUGUGUACAGUACGUCGUAGUAUAUUAAUAUAAUUGGAGUAAUUGUACUAGUU